CGGGCAAGGCAGAACACAGGACAGCAGAACACAGCUCACGCACAGCUCACACACAGCUCACAAACAGCGCAAAGCGCACAAACGGCACACCAUGAGCAGCGGCACCCUCGACGGAUGGCUGUCCGCGAAAAAGACCAAGAAGGAAAUCGCCCGGGAUUCCAGUCGCGCCAGGGACGCACGGAAGAGCCAGCGGAAGAAACCGGUCUCCUGGACGCCGGACGAAAAGACCUCCGGGAAGGGGCGAUCCGCGGGGCGUUCCAAGCCGAAGAAACACUACGGAUUGGACGACGACGACGACGACGACAGCUAUUUCCUGAACGACGACGUAGAUGAAGAGGUCGUCCCGUCCGAGAGCGAGGAAGAGGAGGACUUUGACUUUGACGAGGAGGAGGACGAGGAGGACGAGGAAGAUCUGGUGCACGACGACGACGACGACGACGACGAGACCGACGACGACGACAAGGGCUACGGGGGUGGCAGAAAAGCAGCCGGGAGGGCCCGGCCCGGGGCCGGUGCGCCUCCCAGCGACGACGACGACGACGACGACGACGACGACGAGAGCGAUUCCUUUCUCCCCACCGGGAGGAUCCGGCCGAGCGUCCCCUCCAAUCUGCUCCGGGCCAACGCCAGGGCGGCAAAGAGGGGCUCCGGGCUGGAAGCCCACAGCCGCUCGGUGGUUGCGAAAAAGGCGAGGACGAACGCCGGAGGCUCCCGGGUGCGGCUCCAGGCACCGGCGCUCAAGGCCCCCGGGCCCCUUUCCUCGGCGGUUCGUUCCAAAUACGACCACGACGACGACGACGACGAGGAACUGACGUCGCCCCAGUACACCCCAAAGAAGGCGCACCGCGGCAAGAGCCGGCCGAAUCUGGACGCUGCCUACGACGAGCUCUUUUCGUCCGACGAAGAAAACAGCCACAACGGCAACGGCAAGCGCAGCGCCUCCCACAAAAAGGCCGCCGGCGCCGGCAAGAAGGCCGGCCACCGCGAAAGCACGAGUUCCGGCUAUUUCACGGCGUCCGCGCGGGCCAGGCCGGUGCUGUGCCUCGACGACUUUAGCAGCGACGACGACGACGACGAUGGCGUGACCGGCGGGAAGGCAAGGAACCAAGGCGGGGGCCGCAGCGCGCUAGAAGACACCCCCGAGCCACCGGGGGGGAACCGCCGCCUCCCGACCAAGAAACCGGGAAAACCAAAACCGAAAAAGGCCAUUGCGAUCCACGAUUCCUCGGACGAGGAGGAGGUCGUGCGCAUCGACCUCUGCGACGACGACGACGACGAGGGUUUUGACGAAGACACCCGGGUUGCCAUGAGGCUUUCUCUGCAGCACCAUCAAAGACAGAAACAGAAACAAAAACAAAAACCAAAACCAAAACCAAAACCGAAAAAAGCAAAGGCAAUCGACGUGGACGACGACGAGGAGGAGGACGCAAAGGUCGAGGCGCUCCUCAACGACUCUUCGGAAGACGAGGGGGACGACCCGGGCGGCGAGGACUACGUCGACGAGGAAAAGGAGACGGCGACCUCGGUGCUGAGGACGGCCGAACAACUCAGCCGCCACGUGGUGCGCGCCAUGAGCGGGUGGUUCGAGAACGGCAGCGGAAGCGGAAGCACCGUCCAGGGCAUCAUCGCCGACGGAGCCGUGGCGCUCGGGAACGCGGAGAUCCGAGACCAAAACGAACACGGGAGCGGAAGCGACGCAAGCGGCCACCGGUGGAUCGGGCCCUCGGUCAUGAAGCAGGCCUGUCCGAAGGUGACCCUUUCCCCGUACCAGCUGGUGGGGGUCAACUGGAUGGCCCUCCUCAACGGGAUGACCUGCGAGGUCGGCACCAAGGGGACCAAGAACGUCAACGGGGUCCUGGCGGACGAGAUGGGACUGGUGCGUGGCUAGACGGGGUUUGGUUGGGCAUUGCUUUUUUUUCAAAGCCGAGCGUGUUCUGACCGGCAUGUUGUUUGUUUGCUUUUUUUUUUAAAAAAUGCCUAGGGGAAAACCGUGCAGACCAUUGCCUUUCUCGCGUGGCUGAGGCACCGCCGACGGAAGGAGGCAAAGGGGAGAGAGACGCUCCCCCCGCUCCCCCACCUAAUCGUGGUGCCGGUCUCAACCCUCCCCAACUGGAAGCGGGAGUUUGAAAAGUUCUGCCCAAGCAUGAACGUCAUGACCUUUUACGGAUCGCAGGUGGAACGGGAGUGCAUCAAGAGCACCCUCGGGUCGUACCUUCCGAAGAACCGCCACCUAGACCCGCCGGUGGAGCCGGAGCUCCACGUCAUUCUGGCUCCGGUGUCCUAUUUUUCCAAGGAGAACUCCCCGGACCGGAAAUUCCUGACCAGGUUCAAUUACGACUACAUGUAGGUAUUUGGAUUGGAUUUUGUGUCGUUGCAUCGCACCGGCGCGUUCGAGUGAGGAUCCCCCUUUGUUUCUUCGACGUUCGUAUUCUUUGGAAGCUCACAAACAUUUGCCGUUCUUGUUUUUCAUGUUUGCGCGCAUCGAUGCACGGUCCAGGGUUGUGGACGAAGCCCACAACCUAAAGAACGCAAAGUCAACGAGGUAUAAAAUGCUGGACAAGGUCAGGACCGAGCACCGCUUGCUUCUGACGGGGACACCGGUGCAAAACAAUCCGCAGGAGCUCCUGAACAUGCUCUCUUUUAUCAUACCCCUCUUUUCGAAAGCCGGCGCGUCCUUCGAGGAGAAAGACAACUACACGGAACAAAUGCUGAAACACUUUGUCGAUGCCUCGGUGGAAGACGAGGACGAGCAAGCGGCCUACAGGAAGCUCAAGCAGCUCUUUGCCCCCUUUGUCCUGCGCCGCAAGAAGGACGACGUCAUCCACCAGAUGCUCCCCAAAAAGGAACGAAAGACCGUCUUUGUCGAGCUCUCGAAACCCAUCCGGUCGGUCUACGAUUCCAUCAUCCGGUCGCACUUUGAGAAGAACGGAACCACCGUGAACCCCGGAACCGGAGAGCACCUGUUCACGAACCUGCGGAAGUGUGCCCACCACCCACUCUUGCUCCGCAACCGGUGGAACACCACGGAGGAACGAGACCGCCUCAUCGAAGACCUUAUCAGGUUCGGUGCGUUCAGGGGCGAAGCGUGCACGAAGGGAAGGGUCGGCGAAGAGAUCAAGUCCUGGAACGACUUUGACAUCCACCGUGAGUCGCAUUAUGGCUGUUGUUGUUUUUGUUUUUGUUCUUGUUUUUGCCGACUCGAGUUGCCCGACUGCUCGCUAUUUCGUGCCACCGAUAUCGAAUCCUUCCUAACCGCCCGCGUGUUUUGUUUCUGUAUGCUUUUCAAGUCACCGCUCUGAAUCUCAUUGACGAAAACGAGCACCGGAGGCCGUUUCUUCAGAAAUACGUUCUGGACCAAGAGGAUCUCUUCGAUUCCACCAAGUUCGAUCACCUCCGCGGACUGCUGCCGCGGCUGGUCAAGGAGGGACACCGGAUACUGAUUUUCUCGUCCUGGACGUCGUGCCUCGAUUUGCUCGGCUGCCUGGUGGAGUACCUCGGGAUCCAAUUUCUGCGGAUGGAUGGGAGCUGCCCGUCGAAGGAGCGCCAGAGGCUGAUCGAUCUGUUCAACAGCGACCCGUCCCACUCGGUCUUUUUGCUGUCGACCAAGGCCUGCGGCCUGGGGAUCAAUCUCACCUCGGCCGACACGUGCAUCCUCCACGACCUCGAUUUCAACCCCUUCAACGACCUGCAGGCGGAGGACCGGUGCCACCGCAUCGGCCAGAAAAAGCCGGUCACGGUGUACAAGCUCAUCACGAGAGACUCGGUGGACGAGGACAUUUUCAAGAUGCAGGAAAAGAAGGUGCGGAAGGCUGCUGCCCGAAACCGCAAGCGUGUAUUUUGUGGUGCAUUUGUUUCGUUCUCUUUGGUUUGUUUGUUCUCACACUGCGAAUGUUUGUGUUUGCUACCUCUGUUGCCCGGAAUUGCGAUGGGGUACGGUUUUGGGUGGUGCGAUGCAACUCGAUGAAACGCAACGCAACGCAACGCAACGCAACGAAACGAAACGAAACGAAACGAAACGCAACGCAACGCAACGCAACGAAACGAAACGAAACGAAACGCAACGCAACGCAACGCAACGAAACGAAACGAAACGAAACGCAACAGGCAAAGAUGAACGCCGCCAUUAUGGACCCGGCGUCGUCGAAAAAGGAAAAGAACGCGAUCCUCAAGUCCGUCCUGGACCGGGCGUCCAGGGCGAGCAACGACGGCGGUGGGGAGAUGGUGCAGUGAUCGGGGGGAACGAAACCGAUGCGAAUCAACCCGAUGUGCUCGAGGAGAAUGCUAAUGGAAUGCUUUGGACGCCGGUGUUGUCACACGCGUUCUACGAGAAGCAUCCUCUGCGCGGAUUCCAACGAUGCGAGGGAAGCCGAAUAUUUCUGCGGGCUGCGUUUUGGCAAAACACGGCGAAUUCCCUGUUAAUCAUCCAAGUCCAUAAAAGAGUGACACAACG
Messenger RNA from Pseudo-nitzschia multistriata, 4450 nucleotides. NCBI's taxonomy places the organism in Eukaryota, Bacillariophyta, Bacillariophyceae, Bacillariales, Bacillariaceae. The record is from the annotation of a GenBank genome assembly.